CUCCCUCAUCGCUACAACUUUGCUACCAUCACAUCUCCAGCUCAUAGAGCCUUCGAAACUUACAGCCGGUCCUCUUAAUUUGUUUCCCCUUAGGCCUUUUCCCACGAUUCUUCUGUCCUCGGGAUGUCUUCCACUCUGGUCAAAGCCGUGGUGCUGGGGGUCUUCUGGUCUCCGCUCCUGGCCGCACCCGCUCUCGCCGGUCCAGCCGCCUUCCCCGGUCUGCUCAUGACCCGCGAAGAUGCGUUUUCCCCGGACAUGCUGCCACCCGACCUCAUCACCAUUGGCGAUGAACCGCCUGCCCGUCCUGCCCCGCGGUGCGCGCGCCCCUGUGGCCCGCACCAAGUCUGUGUCAACUCCGUCGCUUUCGGUCCCGUUUGCGCCGCGAACAAGAAUCUCAACUCGACUUCGGCCCCGGCUGCCCGCUCUCUCAGCCCCCGGUCCGAGACGCUGCAGUCUCGUAACCCGCUCAUUUUUGUCGCCGAGCACUUUGCCGGCAUGGCGCUCGACAUGGCUUUCGGCGCCAUCGUCGGCGGCGAAGUCGAUGUCGUUGCCGAAUUCGAGAAGAUCGCGGAGAAGAUGGUGGAGCAAAUCAAGGGCAUCAUCAAUGAGGCCCUAACCGCGUCCUGGGAGGCUCGCGACAAGAAGUGCGCCCUUAACAUCCUUCAAUCCAUCUCGGAGUACGCCCGCACCUACACCAGCAACACGGACAGCAGCAAUAUUGGCAACGACCUCACCACCAUCAAAGGAAUCAUGGGCGACAAUGAGUGCAACGUCAACCUGAUGCUGCGCAACUUGAACGAUCCGGCGUACUCGGUGCAUGCCACCCCGUUCUGGAUUCUCAUGGCGUCCGCUAAGCUUGGGCUGUGGCAAGAACGCAUCUUUCUUCAAUCCCUCCUGGUCCCUCUUUGCACUGUCCCUCAUUGCGCCCAAAACUUGCAAAUUUUCAAGGAUUCGUACAAGGCCGAUGCGGCCGCCUUUUACGCAACACUGCAAGACACUUUCUACCGGAAGGCCUAUUACGCGAUGUUAAACACGGGCGGGGCUAUCCUCUACAAAGAUUGGGUGGAUGAGGAUUGCAUCAAGAAGAACGCAAUUGGCGUCUGCAUCGAGUACGACUAUGAGGUAGCCUGCCACGGGGAUUAUUUUUUCAACUGGCCCGGUCAAGCAAGAGAGGUUGUAUACACAGUGUCGUCCCAGGCGGUACGCUCUAGCGAGGAUUCGGCGAAGAGUGCCUGUUGGAAAGACCUCGACCCCAAGCUUCUUUCAUUCAGGGACGAAGCCUUUUUGCACUACCUCGUCCUCAACUCCCGUCCGGGUACGACGAUUCUCUCGCCUGAGUACAACAACAUUCGAUCUCUGUGGCAACAUAUCGCCACUAAGGGCACCCACGAGGGAUGGGUGCCUUGCGCGUCGAACAUCACGCCUUAGUCGUGCCUUUCUGUGUCACACGGAGGCACCCGACGAUACUUGAGAAUAGACUCAACGGCUUGAAGCGGGGUAACAGAGUGCCGGAUCAGUAGGACCAAUCGUUGAA
Molecule: messenger RNA, 1534 nt
Organism: Gaeumannomyces tritici R3-111a-1
Lineage: Eukaryota; Fungi; Ascomycota; Sordariomycetes; Magnaporthales; Magnaporthaceae
Exons: 2
Coding region: 124-1428 (434 amino acids)
Source: RefSeq, a predicted model, not a curated record